Molecule: messenger RNA, 1254 nt
Organism: Syngnathus typhle (broad-nosed pipefish)
Lineage: Eukaryota; Metazoa; Chordata; Actinopteri; Syngnathiformes; Syngnathidae
Gene: glod4
Product: glyoxalase domain containing 4
Exons: 9
Coding region: 16-1044 (342 amino acids)
Source: RefSeq, a predicted model, not a curated record
CAUUUGACGAAAUUGAUGUACAUUUGCCUUGUUGGGGCUUUGCUCGUAGUUAAUCGAUGGCAGAGAAAUCGAUCAACGCGGAAAUUCGGUCGCAUUCACGUGACCCAGAUAAUCAUAAUAAUAGAGCGACAAGGACAUCGUCUUUCUGAAAACAUGAGACGAGCGCUACAUUUUGUUUUCAAAGUUGGCGACCGAUCCAAAACGGCCACAUUUUACCGAGAUGUUUUGGGCAUGAAGGUUUUGCGUCACGAGGAAUUUGUCGAAGGCUGCAAAGCAACAUGCAACGGCCCCUAUGAUGGCAAAUGGAGCAAGACUAUGGUUGGUUUUGGUCCAGAGGAUGACCAUUUUGUUGCUGAGCUGACCUACAAUUAUGGGAUGGCUGAGUAUCAACUAGGAAAUGAUUUUUUGGGGCUCACCCUUCAGUCAAGUCAGGCUGUUAGUAAUGCCAAACGCUUGGGCUGGCCCCUCACUCAGGUGGGGGACAGCCUCUACCAGACGCAGGCUCCAGGAGGGUAUUGCUUCUACCUGGUGGACAAAGAACAGCCUUCCACAGAUCCCGUGCAGAAGGUUUGCCUCGGAGUAUCAGACCUCGCCAAGUCCAUUCAUUACUGGUCAAAAUUGUUGGGAAUGACUGUGAUGGAAAAGAACGACGACAAGAAAACAGCCCUACUGGGAUUCGGAGACACACAGUGUAAGCUGGAGCUCCGCGACAUCAAUGGGACUGUAAACCAUGGCACAGCAUUUGGGAGGAUUGCCUUUUCAUGCCCCCGUGAUCAACUUCCUGACCUGGAAGCCUUGAUGAAAAAGGAGAAACAGAAUAUUCUCACCCCAUUAGUGAGCUUGGACACCCCAGGAAAAGCCACUGUGGAGGUGGUGAUUCUAGCCGACCCAGAUGGCCAUGAAAUUUGCUUUGUGGGCGAUGAAGCAUUUAGACAACUUUCCAUGGUUGACCCCAAAGGAAAUGAGCUCCUGGAUAAGGGAAUGGCUGAGGACAAAAGCAAUGAGUGGUUUGCCAAGCACAACAGACAGAAAGCUGCUGCAUGAAGUGAACAAUGCAGUCUGGAAAAACUCAACUUUCACGGAGUCCUUCAAUUUCAAUUAUAUAGCACUUAAGGACAAAAACCUGUUCAUUUUGACGUCAUGUUAUUCCAUAAAAUUAGAUGGACAACCAUUUUCUGCAAAAAAUGAAGGAUAUGGGAAAAUACAGUUUUUGUUGUACUUUGAAAAAAUCCUAAAAUAAACCAUACCAUUGCA